Molecule: messenger RNA, 2172 nt
Organism: Trichosporon asahii var. asahii CBS 2479
Lineage: Eukaryota; Fungi; Basidiomycota; Tremellomycetes; Trichosporonales; Trichosporonaceae
Exons: 2
Coding region: 1-2172 (723 amino acids)
Biological process (GO): regulation of DNA-templated transcription
Cellular component (GO): nucleus
Molecular function (GO): DNA-binding transcription factor activity, RNA polymerase II-specific; zinc ion binding
Source: RefSeq, a predicted model, not a curated record
AUGGCAGACCAGGAGCUGUAUCAGGAGCAGGACACGAGUGCCGCUCUCAACACACUCUUCCACACCACGCAGGAAGAGUACCCCCUCGAGCUGUCCAUUGAUCCAGCCCUGAGCGAGGGCGCAGAGGGCUCGGCGUCAGCGGCGGCGACGGCGCUGGCAGGGCCGGCGUCAGACCCCGCCGAUGCCUCCGAGUCCGCUAACGGCGCCGAAGGAGCAACCGGAGGUACGCAGGGAGCGACCGAGAGCCCCGAUGAGCCUCCGCCAAAGCGGCGCGCAACCAGCCGAGCGAACAUGCUCGCGCGCGGCGGUGCUUGCGAGUUCUGCAAGCGCCGUAAGCUCAAGUGCACUGCCGAGCUGCCGCAGUGCGCGUCCUGCCGCCGCACCGGGCGUGAGUGCGUGUACUCGCAGAAGAAGCAGCGGUCCCGCGUGCGUAUUCUCGAGGACAGGCUUAUGGAGCUUGAGAAGCGGCUCUCUGAGCGCGAUGCGGGUGCCGGCGGGACGCAGGCGGGCUCAAGGCCGAAUACGGGCACGGCCGACUCGACGCCGAUGGCCAACUAUGAUGCGCCGAGCAGUGGUGUCGACCUCUUCAGCCUCGGUCUCGGGGACGGACUCACUCUCGCCGAUGUACCUAUGAAGCGCACCGAGCCGGACCUCAUGACGCUCGCCGACGCUGCCGCUGCCGACACGGGACGGUAUCCGUGGGAAGGCAUGAGCGGGCAGGACAUCGCGAGCGCGCUCGUCAAGCACAUUAACGACAAGGACAAGGGCAUCGGGCAGAAAAUCCUGCAGCAUCUGCUCCAGAUCUACUCUCAGUCGUCGCCGUACCGGCUGGUAUCGACGGUGGUGUCUCCGCAGAUGCUCUUCGCGCGCGCCUCCGGUCCGGCGCUGCAGCACCCGCACAACAGCCUCAUUGCUGCUUUGGUCCCGAACAUCAUGUGGAUGUCGCCGAGUGAGACGCUGCACAACCCCCAGACGAUCAGCACGGUCACAGAGGCGCUGGUCCAGCUUUCUCGUGUGCUCUCCGCCGCCGGGCUGGCAAACAUGGACCCGCGGAUCGUGGACCUUGUCGCGGCAGCUUCUCUGCGCUGCAUCGCAUUGACGUCGCAGGGGCGGUUCGUGGACGGGUGGAACGAGAACUCGCACGCUGCAGGUCUGAUCUGGAGUACGGGAAUGGGCAAGCUCGGCGGUGUCGGCGAACUCUUCCUGUCGCCGGGACAACGGCCUACUGACCGCGCGGCGCGUGUUCAUCGCGAGGAGCGCUUGCGCAUGAUCAGAGGCAAGGGCCAGAUCGUGCCACCCGCAGCGGACCGCGCCGAGCUCGCCGAACGCAUCCGUCUCUUCUGGAGCGCAUACCUCAUCGACCGAUCCAGUGCGCUGGGCUGGUGCUGGCCCGCGGUGCUUGACGAGCGCGAGAUCAGCACGCCGUUCCCGCACGACGACGCCGAGGGCGACGACGCACUCUGCGAGCACACGACGCUGAACGACUUUCUGGCUGGCCGUGCCGUCGGCGGCCCCGAUUCCCUCCUGACCGCGACAAUCAAGGGCGUCACGCUGGCAUAUGAAGCCUCUCGACUUCUCGACCGCGCGCCCUCUCUCGCGAACGCGGAGGCGACGUCCCGUCUCCUGCGCCUAGUCAAGCGACACAUGGUGACGCUGCGCCCCUUCGAGCCGUCGAGCCGCGAAGAAGCCCUACGCGACGCAGGCUGGAACGACGUGUGGAUGCAAUGCCACGCGGCCGAGAUGAUGCUCUACCUGAAGGAAGAGAUCGACGCGCCGUCACCCCCCGAAGAGCUCGAGGCGCGGGACAAGGCGAUCGACGCGGGCCUCAGACUCUGCGCGGCCGUCGAGACCGCGCUCAAUGCGGGCGACACAGAUCUGGCAGGGUACGACAUGACGGCCCCCGUGAUGUGGUACGUGUGCGGGCGGAGCUUCCACCACCUCGCGCGCCGCGUGGAGGCCAGUGGCGUGCAAGCGGACAGGGAGCGCGCAGAACUGCUCAGGGAGAAGCUCCAGUUCCUCGUCGAGGCGACGCAGAAGAUGCAGAAGGCCAUGCGGCUUGCCGAGGUGCAUGCCCAGAUGCUGUACAAUGUCAGCAACGACAGCGAGAUCAUGCUCGGAGAGUAUGUCCGCCCGGAUAAUGUCGAUGUCAACGUUAGCGUGGAGGGGGUUUAG